AUGCAAGAUUCAAUUAUAGCUCUGGAACAAUGCCGUAAACGUGUGAUUGCAAGUAUGCAUGGAGGCUACAUAUGUGGUGGAAUCGUUAUCAUAAUAGCCUGUGACAUAAGGGUUUGUACAAAGUAUGCCUUUUCCUCAGUGAAAGAGAUGGAUUUGGCUUUGGCGGUUGAUCUGGGAUCACUUCAAAGGCUGUCAAGCAUUGUUGGUUUCGGAAACACGAUGGAUUUGGCUUUGACGGCUAGAACGUUCUUCGAUUUGGAGGAAAAAUACAUGGAUCUGGUUUCUCGUGUUUUUUAUUUGCAACAUGAGCUGGAUAAGGGUGUUAGGAACUUGCUUAGAGUUGGUUUCUUUUUCUUAAUCUCUAUUUUCAUUCAUUAUUGUUAA
Molecule: messenger RNA, 384 nt
Organism: Lathyrus oleraceus (garden pea)
Lineage: Eukaryota; Viridiplantae; Streptophyta; Magnoliopsida; Fabales; Fabaceae
Product: delta(3,5)-Delta(2,4)-dienoyl-CoA isomerase, peroxisomal
Exons: 1
Coding region: 1-384 (127 amino acids)
Cellular component (GO): peroxisome
Molecular function (GO): delta(3,5)-delta(2,4)-dienoyl-CoA isomerase activity
Source: RefSeq, a predicted model, not a curated record